GCCUCCGAACGGGAAGCCCAGCAGUAGGGAGGAAAAACCCUAGUACUCAAAAUUCCAUUCCACAAACUCCCUCCCUUCUCUGCCGCCAAGAACGCCGCCUCCGCCUCAUCCGCCGCCGCCGCCUCCCCUCCACCAGCGCCAGCCACCGCCUCCAUUCCCCCACUACCGCCGCCGCCGCCGCCGCUUCCCAUCCCUGCAAAUUACAUCGCCCCUCUCGACCGUUGUACGGCGCGCUGUCCAGAUCCGCCGCCCAGCCUCCAGAUCUGCCGCCACGUGCCCCUGCCCCUGCCCCGCUACAAGAUCCGGCGGCACGCACUCUCUCCCUGCAAGAUCCGGCAAGGACAUCGAGGGACUCUUCAUCUUAGUUUUGCGGUCAGCACUUUUGAGAGGAACCAGAUGGGACUCUAGUUUUGUUGUAGAGAGGAAUCCUUUACUUUUUGAUAGAGAAGGUUAUAUGAAACUUUUUGACAUUUACAAUUGCCAAGUUGAUUUCGAUACAAGUUUGAAUCUGUAGUCUGCUACUUGAAAGUGACAAUGCCUGGUGCUGCUUGCAAAAAGACUAACCUGAUUUCUCCUAGGCGAUCUCCUAGGCUCAAGAAUAUCCAUGUUAUAUAUGGUGAACAUUCUGAAACGAACUAUCCUACCUUGGGGCCUGUCAAAACUGAGGUCAUCGAUCUUGAAGAAAUUGCAUCUCCUUCCAACCCAGAAUUUAAUGAUGAUUCUGUUGGUGACGAAGACUUUCAGAAUGUGUCUCUGAAGGAUUUAAGAGCUCAGUGUAAAGCUAAGAACAGGAGGGCCUUGAAAGUUGAUUCUGAAAGACCUGACUUUAAGAAUCAGAGACAAUGUGGAAAGAGAAACCUUGAAGAUGAAGUACCAAAAGAGGAAGUUGAUCUUGAUGAGCCCAUUAUUGCAUUCAGACAGAAGCGGCAGAAGACAUCCCCUACCAAAUCAAACAGAACAAUGGGCAAACCAAUAUCUCUAAAUGCUGUAAAACUGCAAGAUACAACAUUGAGGAGAGAGGAGACUGAGCCUAUAAAAUUACCCCCACUUGAGGUAACAUCACAUGACUCUAUGUCAACUGCAGAGAAGAUGGAAAGGAGUGCUGCAGAUGUAAAACACUCCACAAUUGCUGCUGGUAAUACUGAAGAAAUAGUUGGGGAGAACAUUUUAUAUGCUGAAAUGGAAAACACACCAUUAUCAACUGGUGCUGUAAUAAGUGGUAGAAGCCCAGACAUAUUUUGCGAAAUCAAGACUGAGGAUGAGGAUAUUUACUCUGAUGAGCAAGUUGGAGUAUCUAGUCCAGGAAAGGACUCCUUUCAGGACUCAUUUGCUGAGUUGCAUAGGGAGCCAAUAGAGUAUGAUGGAUGUCAACAACACAGUGGUGUCAUCCCUCAACCGAUUGAACUAAAGGAUGUUUCUGAUGAUUCCUGUGAGCUAGCUAACAGUAUCAAAGCAUACUGUUUGGAUGACAUUAUACUGCAAAACAAGACAAAUGACAGUCUUUCUUCAUUGGAUAUCACUGAUGAAAUGAGCAACUGCCAUAAAACAUCAGGCAAUAUAACAAAUUUAGAUGAAGACAAGUCUUCAGUUGUCAAUGAUUAUUUGGUAUGUUCUGUUAAUAUGUCUUGUGAAGAUCAUAUAGACAUUGAUGAAUACUGGUAUCCACGAGAUCUACAUGGCAGUACACUGGAAAGCACAAAGACUAUAGAAAGUUCUACUGAUCAGUGUAACGCAGAGGUGGGGUCUCCAUCCGUGGUCAUCCAAUCUGAUUUAUGUGGAAGUGCAGAAAGCAACUUCACGUCGCUUGCAGAGGUUGUGCAGAUGAAGGCAGAUGGUCAAUUUGAUUCACUAGUUCAGCACAGUGUUGGAACAAAGGAUGUAUUACCUAUUGAUGUUGGACAUGCAACUAUCGAUUGCACUUUUGCUUUUAACAAGACUCUUGACUCAGUGAAAGCUGCCAAUUUUACCACACAAGAUGGACGGCUAGAAAGUAUAGUAUAUGAUGCUCUGAAUAAUCAUGCACAGAGGAAGAGUACUGAAACUGAAACUCCUGUUGGUGUCUCAGGUGCUGCCAUCAUUUCAAGCCCAUUCGUAAGUGAGGGCACUGACAGAGAACCCACUGGAUCCAAAGCUCCACAUGGUGGUCAGCUCUUACUUCCUUGUGUUACAGAGUGGUUAUCAAAGGAUACAGAUCAGUUAAAGGUUACAGUGGAUGAUGACAUCUGUAAAACUAACAGUGAUCAAGGAUCAAGAGAACAAUUUGGCCUUCAGCCGCAGUUAUUACAAUCUUGUUCUGACUUGGACAAAGUUUGUGUAACAUCAGAGAGCUCGAGUCCUGAAGAAACACAGGAAAUGCCUGCUGGGUCUUUGGAUUCAACUGCAGCCUCUCUCGAUACUGAUGGACAAAGUGAAAAGUUACAACCUUUCAUUGAUGAAGGAGCUCUUGAAGAGCAUGCUCCAAAAAAACUGCUGUCCAAGAGAAAGAUUAUGUCCCCGACUUCUCAGGAGAAGCUUUGCAGUGCUUUGACUGGUAUUGAUUUGUGCGGGGUCCAAAGGCUCAAGAGAAAGAUCCUUCUUGAAGAUUGUGGCAAGACGAGGAGACCCAAUGGCAGGAGUUCCCUCUCCCCUACAAGCAAAGGAAUUCUGAAGGGAACAGAAUCCCCAUCCCCCCAAAAGACUACUUGUACUUGCAUGAAAGCUGCUUCAGUUAUAUUGGACGCCGAGAAGGCUGUUGAGUUUUCACAAAGGCAAAUGCAUGAUAUAGAAAACAUUGCAUCCAAACUUAUGAGAAGCUUGAAUCACAUGAGAAGUAUAGUAGACGGAAAUUUGUUAUCAGAAUCACAUUCUUUGCUACCUACUUUCAACACUGCUGAGAUCAGAGCAGCCUCUGAGGAUGCAUUAGAGGUGGAGAGAACUACAAGGAAAUGGUUGACAAUAAUGAACAAAGAUUGCAAUCGCUUUUGUAAAAUACUGAGAUUAGCAGGGAAGAAGGCUGUUUCUCAUUCUGAAGUUCCAAGAAAACGAAAGAAGAUAACAUUUGCCGAUGAAACUGGAGGAAAGCUCUGUCAUGUUAAGAUGUUUACUGAUGGACAAAACUCUCUUCUUUCUGAAUGCCAUAGCGAGUAACAUCAUUUCUACUAGUUGCUAUCACGGACAUUGAUGAUAACAAUGUAAGCUUUCUGAUAAACAAGAGAUCAAACAAGCUGCUCGCAAUCGGAUUGUAGUGGAAGGAGAAUGCUUCCGUUCAUUGUAAGAUGUAGAUGCAACAAAAAACUAGUGUUUGUUAGCUGUAAAGCCUUGGAAUUUACUGGGAUUAGGCUGACAACAUUGCCAGCGCGAUAUUGUUUUCCUGUCCUAUUUGUUUGGAUGCAAAAGGUCAUGUAAUUCAUGUAAAGCAGCUUGGGAAUUGCUUGAUUUGAAGGUCACAUUGUAAUCUGUAAACAAGAAUUGACCUGCUGUAAUAUGAUUAUUGUUGUCCUCUUAUUCCA
Messenger RNA from Oryza sativa Japonica Group (Japanese rice), 3488 nucleotides. RefSeq lists its product as uncharacterized. Lineage: Eukaryota; Viridiplantae; Streptophyta; Magnoliopsida; Poales; Poaceae. The record is from RefSeq and is a predicted model, not a curated record.